AUGUGCGCCGUGCUGCAUAGCCCGGCGGGGGACUUGCACACCCCGACCGUGGAGUGGAACCUGACCAGCUCGCCCUUCCGCUGGACACAAAUGGUCAGCGCCCAGACGGCCCGUUCCCAGGAUGACCCUCCACCCGCCAAUAUCGCCGCGUUUCCCUCGCUCGACCCGAGCCGGGUCUUCUCGAAUGCGGACCCAUUCGCCCCGACAUUCGAUGCGCCACAUGGCGUCGCGCGCUAUUUUGACCAUGAUCCUGGGGAAUACGUGGCGCCGGAUGAUAUCGCUGGCGUCGAAUGUCCCGGAGAGAUUCGGUCCCGGUCAUCGGUGGAUGCUAACGUGGGCGAACCAUGCAGAUUCCGCUACCAUGUCAUUCUCCAUGCGCCCACCGCGAUGUUCGACCAUGCCCGCGACAUCCCGGUGACCUAUCUGAACAAAGCCCAGGCCUACACCAUCACGGUUGUCGACUCCCGCCCGCCGGUCGCGCCCGCCCAACCAGUCCAAUACCGGACCCGAAUCGGAAUCGCGUUCGAAGAGCCCACCCACCGAUCCAAUCCGGCCACUUGCUGGCAGCUAUGGCACGACGCGCGGGGUGGGAGUGACGCUGAGCGACGCGGCAGCAGCCCGUGUGCGAUAGAAUUGGUGGCGCUGAAGGGAGGUGGCCAAGAGACGCCUGAUCCGACGUGGCAUCUAGAAAGUGCGUCCUUUAACCAGUUUUGUGUUUCAUGGAUGAGCUCGGGCGAGGCACGUCCGUCGGAAUGCCGGAUUCUCGUGCGAUUCCACUUUCUCUCCACGGAUUUCACUCAAUCCAAGGGGGUCAAGGGAGUCCCAGUGCGAUUAUGCGCGAAGACAGAGAGGAUCUCUUCCCCGGAAGGCCCGCCGGCAGGUGAAACGGAGUCGGAGAUCUGUUAUUGCCGAGUAAAAGUUUUCCGGGACCAUGGUGCCGAAAGGAAGCUGGCCAACGAUGUCGCUCACAUCCAGAAGUCGAUUGAGCGAAUCGAGAAACAAAUCGCCCGGGCGGACUACCACGGGGGUGCCCCAGGUAAGAAGCAGAAACGCAGGAAUGUCGCGCGCGGGACCACCCCGAAUGACCCGACCCGAUCGAUGAGUCGCUCCCCCAGCGUGUCGACCCCGGGCGACCUAUACAAGGUGUUGUACGAUCUGCAGCGGUUGUUCUCGUCCCCCCUCUCGGUGAGCGUGUUCUCUCUACCCGGGGACGAGCAGGACGACCCUGAUCAGUUGGCUAGCAUCACGUUGGGGAACCAUAUGCCUGAUGGAACGGAAUUUCGUGGCGAUGCCGACCGCGACGGUCCAUUUGAAGAUGGUUUGCAGGGCCGACUGUCCCGUUCUCCCACUCAACGGUCAUCCAGUAUCACGAUGGGCCAGGCCAUGUCGGCAGACCCGGCGCCCGGUGAGAUUUGUCGAUUGCGACUUGCACUCAAUGGGAAAGCUAACCGAUUCUUAGUGGCAUGUUUCUAUAUCCAAAUCCAGAAGAGUCACCGUUCGAGUCCCUACUACCAUGCGGUGUACCUGGCCAAGCGGACCGUCCGCAAUUUGAUGUUGCAGCUGGCCAAGCAUGCUCACGUUGACCCGAGAGGCAUCGUUCGCGUGGUCCAUGUCAAGCGAAUGGAAUUAUCGAUCAUGGUCGAUGACGAUGUCAUCCAACAUAUGCCAGAGGGUCAAGACAUGAUUGCGAGCUUCGUAGAGAUCCCCGCAGUGAACCGUGAUAUGCGUUGCCGGCCGAGGUUCGAGGUUCAACUGACCUAUUAGCCAUGACGGGCGCCCUUGAGCCAGUCAACUUUAUCGUGUACCGGGCAGUAUCCUUCUAAGAGAACCAUAAGACACUCCGUACACUUCUUUGAGCAAUGCUGUCGCUGGCACCGGUUUUUUCAACCGCGCCGCAGAUCUUGCUCCGAGGACUUCGCAUGGGCGAAUGGAUUAUCGUCGAUCGGCGAUUCCUCGAUGAACCUCCAGAGAAGCGUAGAUCAUCUGCCUUGAGAGUCCUGUCAUACGUCAGAUUGGAUCGCUUUAGAUAAGUCAACAAUUCACGAAUUUCCAACGUUUCCUGUGGUUUUCUU
This is a messenger RNA of Aspergillus caelatus, 2072 nucleotides long. RefSeq names its product putative CP2 transcription factor. Gene Ontology annotation, biological process: regulation of transcription by RNA polymerase II. Gene Ontology annotation, cellular component: nucleus. The transcript is spliced from 3 exons. Bases 1 to 1764 code for a protein of 587 amino acids. Lineage: Eukaryota; Fungi; Ascomycota; Eurotiomycetes; Eurotiales; Aspergillaceae. The record is from RefSeq and is a predicted model, not a curated record. Gene Ontology annotation, molecular function: DNA-binding transcription activator activity, RNA polymerase II-specific; RNA polymerase II cis-regulatory region sequence-specific DNA binding.